AUGGAGCGCAGAUCACGGAGCUGGGCCCUUGGCCUCAGCUUCAUUGGCUUCUUUGUGCUUCUAUUCUCGUUGGGUUUCGUCCAGCAGGUGAAAGCUGCCGACGAUGUAGCGGAUUAUGGCACUGUUAUCGGUAUUGAUCUGGGUACUACCUACUCUUGCGUUGGUGUGAUGCAGAAGGGCAAGGUUGAGAUUCUGGUCAACGAUCAGGGCAACCGUAUCACUCCGUCCUAUGUCGCCUUCACCGAUGAGGAGAGACUCGUUGGUGAUGCCGCCAAGAAUCAGGCGGCUGCGAACCCGCACAGAACUAUUUUUGACAUCAAGCGCCUGAUUGGCCGGAGGUGGUCGGAUAAGGACGUUCAGAAUGAUAUCAAGCACUUCCCCUACAAGGUCAUCAACAAGGAUGACAAGCCUGUUGUUUCCGUCAAGGUUAAGGGCGAGGAGAAGAUCUUUACUCCUGAGGAGAUCUCGGCCAUGGUUCUCUCCAAGAUGAAGGAGACCGCUGAGAGCUACCUGGGCAAGAAGGUUACCCAUGCCGUCGUUACCGUUCCCGCCUACUUCAACGACGCCCAGCGUCAGGCUACAAAGGAUGCCGGAACUAUUGCUGGCCUCAACGUCCUCCGUAUCGUCAACGAGCCCACCGCCGCCGCUAUCGCCUAUGGCCUUGACAAGACCCAGGGUGAGCGCCAGAUCAUCGUUUACGACCUUGGUGGUGGCACUUUCGAUGUUUCCCUCCUUUCGAUCGACCAGGGUGUCUUCGAGGUCCUGGCCACUGCCGGUGAUACCCACCUUGGUGGUGAGGACUUUGACCAGCGUAUCAUCAACCACUUCGCCAAGCUCUUCAACAAGAAGCACGGUGUCGAUGUCACCACCGACCCGAAAGCCAUGGGCAAGCUCAAGCGUGAGGCGGAGAAGGCCAAACGUACCCUCUCGAGCCAGAUGUCCACCCGGAUUGAGAUCGAGUCGUUCUUCCAGGGCAUUGACUUCUCUGAGACCUUGACCCGCGCCAAGUUUGAGGAGCUGAACAUGGAUCUUUUCAAGAAGACUCUCAAGCCCGUUGAGCAGGUGCUCAAGGAUGCUAAACUCAGUAAGAGCGACAUCGAUGACAUCGUCCUCGUUGGCGGUUCCACUCGUAUUCCCAAGGUCCAGGCCCUUAUUGAGGAGUUCUUCGGUGGCAAGAAGGCUAGCAAGGGUAUCAACCCUGAUGAGGCUGUCGCCUUCGGUGCUGCCGUCCAAGCUGGUGUUCUGAGCGGUGAGGAGGGUACUGAGGAGAUCGUCCUCAUGGACGUCAACCCGCUCACCCUUGGUAUUGAAACCACUGGCGGUGUCAUGACCAAGCUCAUUCCGCGCAACACCCCCAUCCCGACCCGCAAGAGCCAGAUCUUCUCGACCGCCGCCGACAACCAGCCUACGGUCUUGAUCCAGGUGUACGAGGGCGAGCGUUCUCUGACCAAGGACAACAACCUGCUCGGCAAAUUUGAGCUCACCGGUAUUCCUCCGGCUCCUCGUGGUGUUCCUCAGAUUGAGGUUACUUUCGAGCUCGAUGCCAACGGUAUCCUGAAGGUGUCGGCCGUCGACAAGGGCACCGGCAAGUCCGAGUCCAUCACCAUCACCAACGACAAGGGUCGUCUCACCCAGGAGGAGAUUGACCGCAUGAUUGCCGAGGCCGAGAAGUACGCCGAAGAGGACAAGGCCACUCGUGAGCGUAUUGAGGCCCGCAAUGCACUGGAGAACUAUGCCUUCAGCCUCAAGAACCAGGUCAACGAUGAGGAUGGUCUGGGCAAGAAGAUUUCGGCUGAGGACAAGGAGACCAUCCUUGACGCCGUCAAGGAGGCUCUGGAUUGGCUGGAUGAGAAUGCCGCCACUGCUACCACUGAGGACUUCGAGGAGCAGAAGGAGAAACUGUCGAAUGUUGCCUAUCCCAUCACCAGCAAGCUGUACUCGGGCGGCUCCGCGGGUGGCGCGGAUGAUGAACCGGAGAGCCAUGAUGAACUUUAG
Messenger RNA from Thermochaetoides thermophila DSM 1495, 1995 nucleotides. RefSeq lists its product as uncharacterized. NCBI's taxonomy places the organism in Eukaryota, Fungi, Ascomycota, Sordariomycetes, Sordariales, Chaetomiaceae. Gene Ontology annotation, molecular function: ATP binding; ATP hydrolysis activity; misfolded protein binding. The record is from RefSeq and is a predicted model, not a curated record. Gene Ontology annotation, biological process: cellular response to unfolded protein; protein refolding; endoplasmic reticulum unfolded protein response. The coding region runs from base 1 to 1995 and encodes 664 amino acids. Gene Ontology annotation, cellular component: endoplasmic reticulum chaperone complex; endoplasmic reticulum lumen; nucleus. The transcript has 6 exons.